Messenger RNA from Aspergillus viridinutans, 966 nucleotides. Its product is annotated as purine-nucleoside phosphorylase. Gene Ontology annotation, biological process: nucleoside metabolic process. Lineage: Eukaryota; Fungi; Ascomycota; Eurotiomycetes; Eurotiales; Aspergillaceae. The record is from RefSeq and is a predicted model, not a curated record. The transcript is spliced from 7 exons. Gene Ontology annotation, cellular component: cytoplasm. Gene Ontology annotation, molecular function: purine-nucleoside phosphorylase activity. The coding region runs from base 1 to 966 and encodes 321 amino acids.
AUGUUGCCAGAAGAACCAAAAAACAAGUCGUCACUAUUUGAAGAGGCGGUUGAAGCUUUCUCAUUCUUGAAGGAACGUCUACCUGAAACUCUACAACACCCUCGUGUUGCAGUUGUUUGUGGCUCCGGUUUGGGAGAACUUGCAAAUACCAUCCAUGAUGAGCCGCGAGCAGAAUUCGAAUAUUCUUCCAUACCCCAUUUCCCUCGUCUGACAGUGCCCGGACAUGCGGGAAAACUCGUCUUUGGACUACUUGCCCACCAUAUCCCAGUCGUUCUCAUGGUGGGCCGUGCACACUACUAUGAGGGCCACUCGAUACAUCAAGUGACAUUUCCAAUCCGGGUUUUUAAGCUUCUUGGAAUUGAGACUAUUGUUUUAACAAACGCCGCCGGAGGCCUCAAUACCGAAUAUGUGGUAGGAGACAUCGUGAUCAUCAACGAUCACAUCUUCCCAGCAGGAUUCGCAGGAACACAUCCCCUGCGAGGGCCAAAUCUGGAGGAAUUCGGACCCAGAUUCCCUGCGCUGUCUGACGCAUACGAUCUCGAGCUCCGUCGCCAUGCACACCAGGCAUGGAAAGCAGUGACAAGCGAAAACAGUAAACGAAGACUACACGAGGGUGUGUAUGCCUUUGUUGGGGGUCCCAGUUACGAAACUCGAGCUGAGUGUCGUAUGCUUCGCCAAGUUGGGGCUGAUCUGGUGGGCAUGUCAACCGUACCAGAAAUAAUCGUCGCGAGGCAUUGCGGCAUUAGGGUACUGGCGUUCAGCUUGGUAACCAAUAAUGCGGUCCUCUCUCCAGUUCCCCGAGGAGAUGAUCAUCUUCUUCAAGCCAAGGACGUGAGAGAGCUGGAUUCCAUAUUGCAAGAAGGGAAGGCAAACCACGAAGAAGUCCUCGAAGCUGGCCGGACAGCAGCCAUCGAUAUGCAGAAACUCGUCGUGAGGGCCAUAUCAGAUGUCUAUGGGCGCCGAUAG